Molecule: messenger RNA, 2551 nt
Organism: Prunus dulcis (almond)
Lineage: Eukaryota; Viridiplantae; Streptophyta; Magnoliopsida; Rosales; Rosaceae
Product: protein SUPPRESSOR OF QUENCHING 1, chloroplastic-like
Exons: 21
Coding region: 51-2375 (774 amino acids)
Molecular function (GO): protein binding
Source: RefSeq, a predicted model, not a curated record
AAAACUCACAGAAGAAAAUAAUGGGUUAAUGCAGAAAACUGGUACUUCCAAUGACGGGGUUUUCUCAGAUGGAGGUUGCAUUUUCAAAUCAAACAAACAGCAUGUUGAACCCCCUUAGCUUGAGGCUGCAGAAUAAUUUGUGGACAGGUUGCAGGGUUCUUCGGCGAGAUAUUGUGAGAUAUGGAAGCUUGGGGAUUGCUUUGUCUUGUCUUGCCUUCACCAUCUCAAACUGGAAGGCAAUGCAAUAUGCAUCACCUAAAGCUAUUUGGAAUGUGAUAUUUGGGAUCAACCAGCCAUCUCUUAAACAGAAGGAAGGUGAAUCAAACAUUGAAAGAAUCCAACAAUUUGUGAACUAUAUAUCGGACCUGGAAACUAGAGGAACUGCUCCUAUCGUGCCAGAAUUUCCAGCAAAACUUGAUUGGUUGAAUACAGCUCCCAUUAAGUUUAGCAGGGAUCUGAAAGGAAAAGUUGUUCUGCUAGAUUUUUGGACCUAUUGUUGUAUAAACUGUAUGCAUGUCCUGCCAGACCUAGAGUUUCUGGAGAAAAAAUACAAAGAUAUGCCGUUCACUGUUGUGGGAGUCCAUUCUGCAAAAUUUGAUAACGAGAAGGAUUUAGAAGCCAUUCGCAAUGCAGUGUUACGCUAUGGCAUCACUCACCCGGUUGUCAAUGAUGGAGAUAUGUAUCUAUGGCGAGAGCUAGGUGUCAAUUCAUGGCCAACAUUUGCUAUUGUUGGGCCCAAUGGUAGGCUUCUUGCACAAGUAUCCGGUGAAGGUCGCCGCAAGGAUCUCGACGAUUUGGUAGAGGCAGCUCUUCUGUUCUAUGGAAGAAAGAAGAUGUUGGACAAUGCACCAAUUCCUUUGAGUUUGGAGAAAGACAAUGAUCCUCGUUUAGUUACAUCUCCGUUAAAGUUUCCUGGAAAGCUUGCAAUUGAUGUCCUAAACAAUAGGCUCUUCAUUUCAGACAGUAAUCAUAACCGCAUAGUGGUAACCGACCUAGAUGGACAUUUUAUUGUCCAAGUUGGAAGUACUGGAGAGGAAGGUCUGCGUGAUGGUUCAUUUGAUGAUGCCACCUUUAAUCGGCCUCAGGGACUAGCUUACAACCCAAAGAAAAAUCUCCUCUAUGUUGCAGAUACUGAAAACCAUGCUUUGAGGGAGAUUGAUUUUGUUAAUGACAAAGUGCGUACCCUUGCUGGGAAUGGAACCAAAGGCUCUGAUUACCGAGGGGGAGGAAAAGGAAGUACUCAGCUCCUCAACUCUCCAUGGGAUGCCUGCUUUCAUCCAGUCAAUGAGAAAGUUUAUAUUGCCAUGGCUGGCCAACAUCAAAUCUGGGAACACAAUACAGAUGGUGGAGUUACUAGAGCUUUUAGUGGUGAUGGUUAUGAAAGAAACUUGAACGGAUCAAGCUCUUCAAGCACAUCGUUUGCACAGCCUUCUGGAAUUUCAUUAUCUCUUGAUCUCAAGGAGCUAUAUAUUGCUGAUAGUGAGAGUAGCUCCAUUAGGGCACUUGACCUAAAAACAGGAGGAUCGAAAUUGCUAGCUGGUGGUGAUCCAGUUUUCUCAGACAAUUUGUUUAAGUUUGGUGACCAUGAUGGAAUAGGGUCUGAAGUGCUUCUUCAACAUCCACUAGGCGUCUUAUGUGCACAGAGUGGUCAAAUUUAUAUAGCAGACAGCUAUAAUCACAAGAUAAAGAAGCUAGAUCCAGCUAAUAAGAGAGUUAGUACUGUAGCAGGGAUUGGAAAAUCUGGCUUCAAGGACGGAACAUCUCUAGAAGCUCAGCUUUCAGAGCCAUCAGGAAUCGUUGAAGCGAAAAAUGGAAGAAUUUUCAUAGCUGAUACAAAUAACAGUCUAAUCAGAUAUCUAGACUUAAAUAAGGAAGAAGUUGAACUUCAUACAUUAGAGCUGAAAGGGGUUCAGCCUCCCACAGCAAAAUCAAAAUCUUUGAAACGCCUCAGAAGACGAUCGUCAGCUGACACGCAGACCAUUACGGUUGAUGGUGGUUCAUCCAAUGAGGGCAACUUGUCUAUUAAAAUAUCAGUACCCGAAGGGUAUCAUUUUUCAAAGGAAGCUCGCAGUAAGUUUAGCGUAGAAACUGAGCCUGAAACUGCAGUUUCCAUGGAUCCCCUGGAUGGAUAUCUUAGUCCAGAAGGAUCAGCAAUUCUUCAUUUCAAGAGACCCUCCCCCUCAGUUUCGCUGGGGAGAAUUAAUUGCAAGGUUUAUUAUUGCAAGGAAGAUGAGGUCUGUUUAUACCAAUCGUUAUUAUUCGAAGUAACCUUCCGAGAGGAAAGUCCAGAAUCCAACCCAGAAGAAAUCACACUCGCAUAUGUUGUAAAGCCAAAAGCUUCGACAAACAGCUUACAGCUACCAGUUGCAGGCUGACAUUAAUAUUUUGUACAGGUCUUGUAAUAUCUCCUACACUAUUAUUUGUUCACCAUGGAAAAAGGAUGCCAAAUGAUUUGUUGCCAAAAAGAUUUACACGGUAAUAAAUAUGCUUCUUCCUACUUCUCUCAUUGUAAUAUUCUGGUUUUGCCCUUCCAAGCAUGAGAUCAUCCUAA